Messenger RNA from Dioscorea cayenensis subsp. rotundata (Guinea yam), 1624 nucleotides. Its product is annotated as F-box/FBD/LRR-repeat protein At1g51370-like. Gene Ontology annotation, molecular function: protein binding. NCBI's taxonomy places the organism in Eukaryota, Viridiplantae, Streptophyta, Magnoliopsida, Dioscoreales, Dioscoreaceae. The coding region runs from base 132 to 1514 and encodes 460 amino acids. The transcript is spliced from 4 exons. The record is from RefSeq and is a predicted model, not a curated record.
AAAGCCUUCCACUUCCGCGCAACAAACCCGAGAUAAACCCUAGAAGCCAGAGCCCCCGCAGUCAUGGCCAUGCCCUAACGCUCGUCACUCCCAAACCCUCAAUCUCACCGGGCAUCGUGUAGAGGAUAACAAUGAAGAGAAAGGAACAGCAAUCCGCAUUAAGGAGAAGGAAGAAAGCAAAAACUGAUAGUGAUGAGCAGAAUGACGAAGAUAGGAUUAGCAAGUUACCUGAUGAACUACGUAGUUACAUACUGUCGAAGCUUCCUACGGCUGAUGCUAUGAAGACCAGCCUCUUAUCAACAAGAUGGAAACAUACUUGGACCUCAGUGACCAACUUAGAGUUUGAUUUUGGUCAGUUUCCCAAAUUUAAGGGGAGGAAUUCAGCAUUCACCAAAUUUGUUAACCAAGCUAUCAUUACUCAUGACGGACUAGACAUACAGCGGUUUCAUCUCCAAUUAUAUGCAUACAGGAGUAAACUACCCUAUGCUCGUUUUUGGAUCAGCUUUGCAGUAAGACAUUUUGUCCAGGAGCUUGAACUCUGUAUUCCUAAAAUAGCAUUGGAUAAGUUACCUGAUCUGCUCUUCACUUGUGAAUCAUUGAGGCUUUUGAAGCUGGACUUGUCAGGCAAUGUUCUCAAACUCCCAACAUCUGUUACUCUGAUUAACCUUCAAACUUUGCAUCUUGAGUCUAUGUCUUUUCGAGAUGAUAAUGUUGUUUGGGAGCUUAUAUCAAGUUGCCCAAAACUGGAGAAUUUGACCUUGAACAACUGCUCAAUGUACGGCAUGAAGAUCCUGAAUAUUUGUUCUAGUGAACUGCAGAAUUUGUCUCUACUUAACUGUCAGACCUUUUCUUCCUGUGAGGUCAACAUCUCAGCUCCGAAGCUCAAGACAUUCCGGUACCACUGUUCUUUGGUUCGCAAAUUGUCUCUUGAGCACGUGUGCACCUUAACCAAAGCGGACAUUGAUCUCCAUGGAUCGCUAUAUUUCGUAAAAAGGGACAAAGAACUUUCCAACAGAGCCAUUAGGAUUCUCAAGGAACUUGAUAAUGUUAGAACCCUCACUUUAUCUGCCAGGUGCACUGAGUACCUUUCUACUGCAAUAGACUUGUUGGGAAGCUUCUCUUGCAACUUACGUACUGUGAAGCAUUUAGAUGUCGCAUUCUGGUCUCACAAGAGCUACAUCAAAGUGCUAAGUUCCUUGCUCAAGUGCUGCCCCACAGUUGAAACCCUUUCUGUAGGCAUUGACAUGCAGACAUUUACAGGAUAUAGUGAUGUACCAUUGAAGAAUGUCAAGACAACAAUACCAAAAUGCCUACUGCACAAACUGAAGACUGUGAAGCUGAGGAACCUUGUGGGCGUUAACAAGCUUGAUCUGGUGAAGUUUCUGGUCAAGAAUGCAGAGGUGUUAGAGAAGAUCAUCACUGUUUCAAAGGAAGGAGUCGUUAAGGAAAGGACUGUGGAAUGGAUCAAAAGUCGUGCACAAUCCUUGGUUAACAGUAACAGAAAAACAACUUGAUCCGUACAUUGAGAAAAAACAGAAAACAAUAUCUCAUUUGUGUCAAAUCAAACAGAUUUAGGUGUAAUUCUUGUCAUUGUAAUUGAUGUUCAAUGUUUAUUUUUACAGUU